AUGGCUGCGCUGGCCUUCACCCUGGAGGGCGCCAGCCUGCAGUUCUUCACCAUCGAGGUGCCCCUGGCGCCUCCAGCCACACCGACUGACCAGGAGGACGAGGAGCAGGCCGACGACCUGCUGCCCACGCCGCUGCCGCCGCGCUUUGCGGCGCUCAGCCGUGCGCUGGCGGCCGUGCGAGCGCUCAACAGCGCGGCGGCGCCCUUUGCAGUUCACGCGCUGGGCCAGGAGGAGCUGCGGGUUGUGACCCUGAAGCCGCACGUGGCGGGCGUGUUCAGGAUGCUGCACCAGCGCCAGGCCUCCUGCGGCAUCGUGCUGCGGGAUGUGAAGAGCCACGUGGCGGUGGCGCCGCUGCCAGCGCCUGAGCUGGGGCGGGCGUGCGCGUGCGGCCUGCUGGCCAGCCUGCUGCCGCGCGGCUGGUGGCAGUUGGACGAGGAUCGGCUGCUGGGGACCAGCCUGCUCGAGCCGGCGCAGGAUGGGGCGGCCCAGGCUUGCAGCUCGCUGACCGUGCGGGUGCAUGCUGAGCCAGGCAACAAGCAGACCAAGCUCUACCUGCUGGUCAGGGCAGAGGAGGUGGAGUUCCGGCACCCCGCCUGCCGCCCCGGCGCCAGCCUGGCGCAGCGCAGCGCCAGCCUGGCGGGCGCUGAGUGCCAGCUGCUGCCUGACCUGCGCCCGGCGCUCAUCCAGCGGCUGCGCCCGGCGGAUGAGCCCACGCUGGCCCGCCUGCGCCCGCUGUGGGCCAGCCACGGCAUGCCGCUGCCUCCGCAGGUGGACUGCCUUGUGGAGGUGGCGCUCGACUGCAACCCAGACGCACCCACCUUCCGUUACCCGGACUGCCGCGUGCUGGGCGCCUCGGGCCUGCUCAGCGUGGCCAGCAAGCGCAGCGCGCCCACGGUGCAGGCUGCGCUGGCCAGGCUGCGAGACGACCUGGCCGCCACCCCCAUCAAGUUCCUGGGCCCUGGCCUCAAGGUGGGCGCUCAGGCGCACGAGUGGUUCCCUGGCGGGGCGCCGCUGCAGCCGCGCAGCCGCCACCAGGCAGCCCAGCCGGCAUUGACGGCGCCGGCGCCGGCAUUCAUCACCGCCCGCCAGCACGCCGAGCUGAGCAAGGGGCAGGCUGGCGGCGGCACCUCUGGAGGGCUGGCCCUGGGGCAGGCCUUUGAUGUGGCGUCCUUUGCGGCGGCAGCAGCAGGCAGUGCGGCGGGUACGCAGCAGCAGCGCCCUAGGCGGCCUAACUUUGUGGCGGGGGCCAAGCUGCAGGCGGCGUUCGAGGAGGCCAAGCGGCAGCUGGCCGAGGAGGAGAGGCCAGCUGCUGCCGCUGCCGGCAGCGCGCGGCCAGCGCCAGCAGCGCCCACAGCGCCCAGACAGCAGCCAUUCGCGCUGCGGCAGGCGGCAGCCGCUGUGGGCGGCAGCCGCAAGCCAACGGUGCCAGUGUUCAAGAAGGCAGCGGGUGCCCCUGGCCCCGCACGUGGCAAGGUGGCUGCGACCCCGGGCAAGAAGCGGGCGCCCGCAGCCAAGCCACCGCCUGCUCCCAAGCGGCCCAAGGCUGUGACCGACACGGCAGCCUGCGCAGGCCUGGACGGCUCUGUGGCCGGCGCCACGGGAAGCCUCCCCGCCAGCUCGGCUGCCGCUGGGCUGCCUGGGAUGCCGCCCUCCUCUGCCGCCGCAGCCGCUGGUGCCGGCAGCGCGCCGCCAUCUGCAUACAAGCAGGCAGCAGGCAAGGACAAGGCACGGGCGGCCACGGCAGCAGAGGGCGGCGGCAUGGGGGCGGCGCCGCCGCCAAAGGCGCCCGCCAAGCCUCGCGCCAAGGCAGCCGACGUGGAUGUGGCGGCAGUCACCGCCAAGGUGGGCCAGAUGCACGGCGCGGGCACGCUGGGCAAGCUGACCGUCCCGGAGCUCAAGGCGUACCUGAGGAGCGUGGGGCGGCCGGUGGGCGGCAAGAAGGGGGAGCUGGAGGAGCGGGUGCGGCAGCAGCUGGGGACGGCUGGGCUGUGA
Molecule: messenger RNA, 1992 nt
Organism: Chlorella variabilis
Lineage: Eukaryota; Viridiplantae; Chlorophyta; Trebouxiophyceae; Chlorellales; Chlorellaceae
Exons: 4
Coding region: 1-1992 (663 amino acids)
Source: RefSeq, a predicted model, not a curated record